Ziziphus jujuba (common jujube) is the source of this 396-nucleotide messenger RNA. RefSeq names its product berberine bridge enzyme-like 23. Gene Ontology annotation, molecular function: oxidoreductase activity; flavin adenine dinucleotide binding. The record is from RefSeq and is a predicted model, not a curated record. The coding region runs from base 1 to 396 and encodes 131 amino acids. The transcript has a single exon. NCBI's taxonomy places the organism in Eukaryota, Viridiplantae, Streptophyta, Magnoliopsida, Rosales, Rhamnaceae.
AUGGAUGAUAUAUCAAAAUCAGAAACUCCAUUCCCACAUAGGGAAGGAAACUUGUAUAACAUACACUACUUAGUCCACUGGUGUGAUGGAGACAUUGUGGGAACAAUAGAGAAGCACAUUGAUUGGAUAAGAAAGGUGUAUGAGAAAAUGACUCCAUAUGUAUCUAGCAAUCCAAGGGGUGCUUAUCUGAAUUACGGGGAUCUGGAUUUGGGAAGCAAUGGUGAUGACAAAAGGACAGCGUAUUCUGAAGCUGAAAGAUGGGGUCUCAAGUAUUUCAAGAACAAUUUCAAGAGAUUAGCAAUUAUGAAAGGUGAGGUUAACCCAAACAAUUUCUUUGCAUUUGAACAGAGCAUCCCUCCUUUGAUUUUGGAUGAAGGGAAGAGAGAAACAGAUUGA